Molecule: messenger RNA, 1999 nt
Organism: Triticum aestivum (bread wheat)
Lineage: Eukaryota; Viridiplantae; Streptophyta; Magnoliopsida; Poales; Poaceae
Exons: 2
Coding region: 1-1017 (338 amino acids)
Source: RefSeq, a predicted model, not a curated record
AUGAAAGAGCUUGAUGUGGCUUUACCGCCAAGUACACAGGUGGCUUUCAAAACAAAGACCAUCACUUCAAGAAAAGGAAGGAGACACACUGUCAAAGACGGAAUCCAUUUCCUCAGCUGGUCCGGCAGCUACCUCUCUUUAAGUGGAGGCAAGUUUCAGCCAUUCUUCUAUAAUGCUUUUGGAAAAGCCAAUGACAAGCUUCGUGAUGCUGGGAAUCUGGUGGCAGACGACCAAGAUUCCGAGCUCCAACCUUCUGUGGCGCUGUAUGCCAUUAAAUCUGAGUGUGUUCGGUUCCCGGAGAUCGAGUCCUCAGUGAUUGCUAAUACAACCGACCCUCUGAACAUCAUUGAAGCGCCACUCGACAAACAUCUCAUAAUAAGGAUGGAUCAGUGGGGUACUGGAUCAGUAGCUUGCUAUGGUGCAAACCCACCAGAAUGGGUUAGGGUUAUCAAGAGAGACCUGACAUCACACUUACGAUUGAAGGUUGAGCCUCUAUAUCGAAAAAAGAAGAACCAAGCUAUCGUGCAGGAGGUGGAGGAGCCAGUGGCGCUCGUGCAGGAGGUGGAGGAGCCAGUGGCGCUCCGGGAGACCAUCCAAGGAGAAGGCAUCUGUCUGAUGGAGGGCUUGAAGGGCCGGAAUCGCUUUGUUGAAAGCUUUGUGCCAGACAAGUCUUUUGCUGUGAGAGUCAAAGUAAUAAGGCUGCCGGACACUUUGAGUGAGACUUUGGAGGAGCAUGAAGUGGUUGGAGAAGCAAGUCUGUCAGACUGUGAGGUUGCAACCAAGAAGAGGAGACAGAUGCUUUGUGCCGUUGGGAGGGAAGUGCAAGCUGCUUCCAAGCUGAUGAGAAGAAAGCUGCUGAGGUACCGCAAGACCUUGCCUGGCUUGCUUUGGCAAGUGCAAGCUGUUUUCAAUCAGGCGAUGAGAAGGAAGCUGCUGGGUUACCGCAAAACUUUUGAGUGGCUACAUGCAGCACAUGUGUGCAUUUGGUGGCCCGAAUGUGCUGCUUGCUUCAAGUAGUGGUGUGACCUUCGACAAGCCACCAACAGUGGCCGCAUCUCAUCAUGAUACACAAGAUCCACCGUGCAAAGGAAAACUUGUGCCUGCAUCUCAUGAUGUGUCGAGAAGGUUAGGUUUCUUGGGUGAAAACACCGACAGUGGCAUUGACGAGUAUGCUGCAGCAGUAUGGAGAAGCAUUAUUCUUGGUUUUCAGCGAGCGACGAGCUCAGGCCCGCUUUGUGGUGAGGCCCUGUGGGGUUUAGGCUUUAUCAUUGAGCCAUAUGCAUUUGAUGGACAGUGCAUGGACAUGACACAUGGUGAGGAGAUAGCAAGGACGGUGGAGCAGGCAUGCUGUGAGGCGGUACUUCAAACCAAUCCGAGGGUGUGUGAGAUGGUGCACUGCUGCUUGAUAGCUGCUCCUCUACAUCAUCUCUGUAAUGUUCAAGACAUCCUCCACGAGUCCCGAGGUUUACUCCUAAUGGCUGAAGGUAAAGGCAGCGAGGAAGACGACUACUCGUGGUGGAUGGUGCAUGCGGAGCUGCCCGCUGCUGAGGUCUCCACGCUCGAGCAGAAGUUGAGGAGAAGGACAUCAACUGAAGUGAACGCGCUUACGUUCUUCAGUCACUGGGUGGUCAACCCCGGAGACCCAGAGCUACAGGGCUUGGCGGGGCAACUGGUUGAGCGUGUCAGAAGCAGGAAGAAGCUCGAGUAAUAAAGACGAAGACAAAGUGCACCAGCGUCAAGGGCCAACUGGAGGGUGGUGCGGCAUCCAGUGGUACCUACUAGCACGUCAGCGGCAAGGGCGCCAUCACGGAAGAGUAGUAGUGCAUCUAUUCAUUCAAUGGUUGGGCCUUUGUAUUACACUGUUUGCUGUGAUGAUAUCCAGCCAAACGUGGCCAGCGUGUAAAACCUGAAGCACUACGGGAAGAACGAAUGCUUUGUUUUUUGCAUUUUCUGUUUUUUUUCUAGCUGUUUGAUGACUGCAUGUUGUGGUAUUAUGAAA